Molecule: messenger RNA, 1033 nt
Organism: Cladophialophora immunda
Lineage: Eukaryota; Fungi; Ascomycota; Eurotiomycetes; Chaetothyriales; Herpotrichiellaceae
Product: mitochondrial import inner membrane translocase subunit tim14
Exons: 2
Coding region: 170-493 (107 amino acids)
Biological process (GO): protein import into mitochondrial matrix
Cellular component (GO): PAM complex, Tim23 associated import motor
Molecular function (GO): ATPase activator activity
Source: RefSeq, a predicted model, not a curated record
GUCGUCGCCGCAGACCUACCGACCUACCUCUUCUCCGUGCAGACACAAUUACGACCGCGAUACCGACUCCCCUUUCCGACCAACAGCAUCUCCAUAUUUUCCAAGGCUCUCUCUCCUUCCAAAGAGAGGCAGAGCGACACACUACCGACCUUUCCGAUCGCAAACAAGAAUGGCCUCUACGCUCGCCGUCGGCGUGGGCAUUGCUGCCGCGGCGUUCUUUGGCCGUGCCGGCCUCGUCGCAUUCCGCCGCUGGCGCAACCCGAACGGCCUGAACGCCCUCGGCCGACCCUUCUACAAAGGCGGGUUCGAGCCCAAGAUGACGAAGCGAGAGGCGUCCCUGAUCCUGGACCUCAGCGAGAGGACGCUCACGAAGGAGAAGAUCAGGAAGAGCCAUCGAGCACUGAUGCUGUCGAAUCACCCGGACCGAGGCGGCAGUCCGUACCUGGCCAGCAAGGUUAACGAGGCAAAGGAGUUUUUGGAAAGAAACGGGUGACGACGGUCAACAGAGCGGAAGAGGGAAAUUGGAAACAAAAUUUCUGCGGACGCCUCAGCUCUUGGAGAGGUUUAUUUUGCGGCUCCUGGCCGCGCAUAGCGUGGGCGUUUUGACAUGGGGCUUUUAAACGGGGCAACCGCACGGCGUUCUUACGUGGUAUUGUACAGGGAUCUCACAUCUGCAGCGACGAAUCUGUUUUGUCUUGUCGCUGUGAGCUGCAUAUCCAGGAAGCGGAAGACUUGUACAACAGAAGAGUGUAUAUAUCUCCGCUCGACAGAGAAGGCCAUUGGUAGGAGAAAUCUGUAUAUUGACCGAAGAGAAGGAUGACGGCGGUCGACAUCCAAAAAAUGGAGAGAGAAUCUCGAGUUGCUUCACCGCUGUGUUCUGUUGGUCACUAUCCUCCCCUCAUCUCUUGUCUUCUCGUGAGAUCAUCCUACCCCGUCUAUAAGAACCCUCACAAUGUAAAUUCCGAGUCUCGCUGCUACUGAUAAAGCCUCUAACACCUGUCGACUUGUCGACCCGAUCUAGAGGCGUGAGAGG